CUCAGUAUUCUUUUGUGGCUGGUGGUAGCAAGUUAUUGUGCGAGAAAGUUUUUGUGAAAAAAUAUAAAUUAAAUAAAAAAAAAUAUCUGUCUGUGAAAAAUUAUUAAGAGUACAUUGUUAAUCAAAAUGUAUUGUGUUGUGGAGACGCUCGAAGAUGAAGGGAAGUUCGUGACGGCAGUUCCCAAAAAUUGGGUCAUCGAUGGAACGAAGCUAUUAUGGCCAAAGUCCAAGAAAGAUUCCAUUUGCGGUCGGAAAAAUUGCAUCACAGCAUCGGAUGAUUGGCAAAGCAUAGCAUGCAAAUUAAUAUUUGAUGACAUCGGUUCCUGGGAGGAAGCAGUUCAGAAGGAAAAGGAUGCCGAGUAUUUGUCUUCUUCUGAAGAAAAUACGGAAGAAGUGACCAUCGACACCAAUUCUUCGGAAUACAUGACAGAUAUGAACAAAUUGAUGUCAACUUUGAUUCCUAAUUCUGGUAAGUUUAAAAUGUAUAAACAUGGGAACAAAGUUACUAAUUUUGUCAUACUUACUUCUCAUUUUCAAGACGUUUCCUCGUUCACCCCCCCAAAUGAAGAUGUUACCAUCACUAAUGUCAUUUCCGACUUAUACACGUUUGAAGGCCCCAGCACCAGUACCCAAUUCAAGGAACUGUCGUCCAAAAUAGACGAAAUUUUGGAAAGACAGCGUUCCACUGAGGUGAAGGUGCAGGCCAUGCAAGGAAUGCUGGAGGCAUUCAUGGCGAAGUCCGAAGUUUCGGUCAAUUUGUUGGCGUCCAAAAUUGCAAAAGAGAAUGCAGAGGAAGUGGAUGAGGAACUGCAACUGGAUGAAAUUUUCCCACUUACCUCUGUCCAACAAAUUGAGGAAAUCGAGGAAAAACUCCAUCAAAAUGCAGCAUUCAAAAAAAAAUUGGUCCGUAAGUUGAGCUCCUAUGGGGGGGCCAACGGAAUGAAAACGAUCCGCACUAUUUGCAAGUGCAUUUUUACGGAUCCACUACUGGCAGAACAUUCUUGGCUGGGGACUAAUGCCAAAAAAAGUUUCAGCCAAUACAAAUUCCUGUAUAAAACUAUAUUGGAAGCGGUCCGAUCAAGGUACCCCACUUAUAGUGAAGCUGAGGGUGCUUCAUUUUUUAAAGGCUUUUUGAAGCAAGCCCCAUUUCGAAUGGGAAAACCGUCCACAAAUACCAGUUCCAACACCAGCUCCUCUGCCUCUGACGGGCAAUCCACAACAUAAUUAAGUUAAGCUAUUUUUUAUUUUUAGUUUUAGUUUUACUUUUACUUUAAGUUUUAGUUUUAGUUUUACUUCAUUAAAUAAUGUUUCACUAAACUUAAAUUUCAGCGUUCUUAUUUCAAAUAUUAAAUUUUCAGCUGGGAAGAAUCUUAUGGUUUGCAGCAUGUUGGUAAGCAAACAUUUUAUAGGUUUUUUAAAAUCUGUAAAUAACCGGUUAUAAAAAAGCUGUGAAGUAACGUUUAUUACAGGUUUUAUAAGAACCUGUACGAAGUUAUUUACAGGUUUUAUAGAAACCUAUAGGUAAGCGGUUAUAAAAAAAACCGUCAAAUAACGUUUGUUAUAGGUUUUAUAAAAACCUGUACAACGUUUAUUACAGGUUUUAAAAAAACUGGAAGAAAACGGUUAUAAAAAAAACCGUUAAAUAACGUUUAUUACAGGUUUUAUAGAAACCUAUAGGUAAGCGGUUAUAAAAAAAACCGUCAAAUAACGUUUGUUAUAGGUUUUAUAAAAACCUGUACAACGUUUAUUACAGGUUUUAAAAAAAACGGGAAGAAAACGGUUAUAAAAAAACCGUCAAAUAACGUUUAUUAGAGGUUUU
Molecule: messenger RNA, 1819 nt
Organism: Episyrphus balteatus (marmalade hoverfly)
Lineage: Eukaryota; Metazoa; Arthropoda; Insecta; Diptera; Syrphidae
Exons: 6
Coding region: 127-1224 (365 amino acids)
Source: RefSeq, a predicted model, not a curated record